Metopolophium dirhodum (rose-grain aphid) is the source of this 1343-nucleotide messenger RNA. RefSeq names its product vacuolar-sorting protein SNF8 (gene lsn). The transcript has 2 exons. The record is from RefSeq and is a predicted model, not a curated record. The coding region runs from base 486 to 1235 and encodes 249 amino acids. NCBI's taxonomy places the organism in Eukaryota, Metazoa, Arthropoda, Insecta, Hemiptera, Aphididae. Gene Ontology annotation, cellular component: ESCRT II complex. Gene Ontology annotation, biological process: protein transport to vacuole involved in ubiquitin-dependent protein catabolic process via the multivesicular body sorting pathway.
GUACAGCGUAACUGCUUAGCGUUUUAUAAUAUUAUAAUAUAGAACAACAUAACACUAUUUAAUAGUGUAGAAAUAUGUCAUUUUGAACGUUGGAAUUUUUUUUAGUAAAAACGUUAUUUUACACUAAUUGCUCAUAUUAUAUUACUUCGAGAAUUGUAUAUACGAUGUGUAUGUAAUAAAUGAAGAAAUUGAACAACAGCAAUAGAUUUUUUCAUAAUAAGACAAAUAAAUACCAAAUCAUAAGAAACAUAUUUUACAUGGCAAUCGGGUAGGCAAUAAACACACGACUGAACGUUAGCGAUGGAUUUUCAGGAUUGAGAUAGGCAACUUUGUGUACAAGAUUGCCGAAUAGCAAUAGAUUUUGGGAACCCUGGAAUUCUCUUAUCAAAUAUUGCUAGCGGAACGUACAUCAACAUAGAACUACCAAGUGGAGACGCGUCUAAAGUUGGAUUUGUUUAUAUUUCUGCAAGCGCUGCUUUUUAAAAAUGAGGCGGCGAGCCGGGGUCGGUGCCAUUCAGAAACAAAAAUUGGAACAAGAAAAGUACAAAGACAAAGGGACGGUGAUUCAAGAGAAUCAGUUUGAACAGAUGACCAAACAAAUGGAAGUGUUCCGCGGGAAUUUGGAGGAAUUUGCCACCAAGUACAAAAACGAAAUCAAGAAGAACUCACAGUUCAGGCGACAGUUCCAAGAAAUGUGCGCGUCCAUUGGCGUCGAUCCGUUGGCCUCGGGCAAGGGCUUUUGGUCCGUCCUGGGCAUCGGUGAUUUUUACUACGAAUUGGCUGUUCAAAUCGUCGAAGUGUGCAUGGCGACCAGUUACAAAAACGGGGGUAUCAUUGGGUUGGACGAGUUAAGGGAUCGUCUGAUAAAAGCCAGAGGUCGCAAUAUACAGCAUCAAGAGAUCACGGUCGACGACUUACUGUGUGCUGCCAAGAAGCUAAAGAUAUUUGGCAACGGUUUUUGCGUGAUACCUGUCGGCAAGGGCCAGUAUAUGGUGCAGUCUGUGCCCGGAGAACUGAGCAUGGAUCAGACAGCCGUGCUUAAACUGCUAUCCUCUUCUGGCAGCCCCUGUGUCAGUCUCUCAUCCCUCAAAGUACAACUCAAUUGGGAAGAAACGAGGGCAGUCAAUGCCAUCAGUCAAAUGGUGAUCGAAGGCCUGUGCUGGGUUGACAGUCAAAAUGAAGGUGAAUUCUCAUACUGGUUCCCUGCCAUGUUUAACGAAUGCAUAACGUCAUGACGAUAUCCCAUUUAGAAAUUGUUUGUAUAUACCUAUUAUACUAUAUUAAUUAUUUUAUAAAUAUUAAAGAUUACUAUUCAAUGUUGUAAAUAAAUUGAAUAUCACUCA